Molecule: messenger RNA, 1350 nt
Organism: Lobosporangium transversale
Lineage: Eukaryota; Fungi; Mortierellomycota; Mortierellomycetes; Mortierellales; Mortierellaceae
Product: biotin synthase-like protein
Exons: 4
Coding region: 58-1287 (409 amino acids)
Biological process (GO): biotin biosynthetic process
Cellular component (GO): mitochondrion
Molecular function (GO): 2 iron, 2 sulfur cluster binding; biotin synthase activity
Source: RefSeq, a predicted model, not a curated record
CUUCUUUAUCCUCUCCACUCUCUUUUCUCUCACGCACAACAUAAUCUAACAGACACAAUGUCAUUUGUCUCAUUACGCUCCUUGUCCUCUAGAGCCAUCAAGAUCUCUUCUGCAAAGAAUGCUGCCCUUCAGCUGAGUCGCGCUUCUUACACCGUUGCUUCUACACCUACUAAAUUCGCAACGAUUGACGAGAGUCCCAGGGCUCAGAAGCAGAUGGUCUAUGGACGCGAACUUUCUGCUGCUGCGAUGAAUGCUCAUGGCGAAUUACGUUAUGAUUGGAAGAAGGAAGAGAUUGAAGCCAUUUACCAUUCACCCAUUAUGGAAUUGCUUUAUCAUGGAGCUAAUGUCCAUCGCCUACACUUUGAUCCCUUGGCUGUGCAGCAAUGCACUCUUUUGAGUAUCAAGACAGGAGGAUGCAGCGAGGAUUGCAAGUACUGCCCACAGUCUUCAAGCUACUCUACCUCUGUCAAGGCUCAAAAGAUGCUUGACACGGACGAAGUCCUCAAGGCCGCCCGUGCUGCCAAGGCUGCAGGAUCAACACGUUUUUGCAUGGGCGCUGCUUGGAGAGAUUUGGCUGGACGCAAGAGUAACUUUAAGAAGAUUGUUGGAUUUGUCAAGGAGAUCAGAGCUAUGGACAUGGAGGUGUGCUGUACAUUGGGUAUGUUGAACGAUGAUCAGGCAAACCAAUUGAAAGAGGCCGGACUGACUGCAUACAACCACAACCUCGACACCUCAAGAGAGUAUUACCCCAAGAUCAUCACAACUCGUUCUUAUGAUGAGCGUCUUGAGACUAUCUCCAAGGUCCGUGAAGCCGGCAUUUCUGUAUGCUCUGGAGGCAUCAUUGGCCUUGGAGAGACAGACACAGAUCGUGUAGGAAUGCUUCAUACGCUCUCAACCAUGCCUUCACAUCCUGAAAGUGUUCCUGUAAAUGCACUUUUGGCUGUCGAGGGCACACCAUUAGAGAAACAGGAGCCUGUCAAGGUCUGGGAUAUGGUUCGUAUGAUUGCCACCGCUCGCAUUGUCAUGCCCAAGACUAUGAUCCGUCUCUCAGCUGGAAGAGUUCGUUUCACACAGCCUGAACAGGCUCUCUGCUUCAUGGCUGGUGCUAAUUCAAUCUUCACUGGAGAUAAACUCUUGACAACACCCAACAAUGAGUUCAAUGCCGAUCAGCAGAUGUUUGAAACCCUCGGUUUGGUGCCAAAGGCGGCCAGCUUCAAGGUCGAUCUUGCUGCUGACUCGGAGGUGAAUGAGAAGAAGGAAUGCUGCGGAAGCCAUUCCCAUGCAUAAGCUUUGGUGGACAGGUUGAUAGAUUGAAAGUGUAGAAGAUUAUAAAAAUAAAAUAAAGCAGCA